This is a messenger RNA of Pezoporus occidentalis (night parrot), 663 nucleotides long. RefSeq names its product mitotic-spindle organizing protein 2B-like. Lineage: Eukaryota; Metazoa; Chordata; Aves; Psittaciformes; Psittacidae. Bases 47 to 598 code for a protein of 183 amino acids. Gene Ontology annotation, cellular component: centrosome; spindle. The transcript has 4 exons. The record is from RefSeq and is a predicted model, not a curated record.
GAGGGGCCGGCGAGCGGCCCUCCCGCGUCGGAGGCGGAGAGGGGGAAUGGCGGCGGUGGCGGCUAUGGCGGAGGCGCGGCUGCGGCGGAAGCAGCUGCUGAGCGCGGAGGAGGCGGAGUUGUUCGAGCUAGCGCAGGCGGCGGGUAGCGGGCUGGACCCGGAGGUGUUCCGGGUGCUGCUGGACCUGUUGCGCAUGAACGUGGCGCCGCUCGCCGUCUUUCAGGUGCUGAAGUCCAUGUGCGCCGGGCAGCGGCUGCCGCCGGGACCCGAGGGCGGCCCUCCUGCCGCGCCGGCCCUGCUCCCCGCCGACACUCGAGAUAUGAAGUGGCCACAUGCUCUUACUUGGAAGUUCUUGAGUUGUCUUUCUGGUGCUGCAAGGUGUUGUGUUAUUCAUGUGGGUCCUGUUCUCAGCUGCUCCAAGGAGACAGGAUGGUUUGGGAGAAAUAAAAGCAGUUCUGCUGUCAGCGGGACCCAGGUUCUAGCAGAAAGAAGCAGCCGAGAAGGAUCUGCCCAGAGGAUGCCUCGGCAACCCAGUGCAAGCCGGCUGCAGAAGACAGGAGCUUCUGGAAAGAACACUGGAGGAGGCAGCAGUACCUAAAUAAGGCCUUGAAACUGAUGUAUUUUGAUGCUUGGCAAUGUAUAUAAACCAUUUGGUAAAACUGC